AGCCGAAAGGAACAAGACGCAUUCGUCAUUCCAGCAUUAUACCACUGCACCAGCGCAUACAAGACCAAAAUUGUGGCAGGCCUGCUUGCCUACAAAGGAAUACUUGUUCUGUUUGGGCUUUUUCUGACCUGGGAGACACGCCAUGUCACUAUUCCCGCCUUAAAUGACUCUAAAUACAUUGGGAUGUCUGUUUAUAAUGUUGUUGUGCUUGGCAUCAUUGGUCUGGUCGUGACGUUUGCAUUUGAUGGAUCUACCCACUAUGUGGUUACUUACGCAAUCUCAUCUUCCUGUGUUAUUGUUUGCACUACUGUUACACUGUUGCUGGUGUUUGUUCCAAAGGUAAGUCGAAAAACGAAGCUCCCGUCACAGUUAUAAUUUACUUUAAAGAGUGAACUUAGAACUGUACCAUAUGACGUUUGAGGGAGGCGCACAAAAGACAAGAAAUAAUUGCUGCUGGAAAAAGAAGUUGAACUUGAGCCUGAAAUUAACUAAAAGCUUAUAACUGGUCAGGGAAAAGUGACCUAAAAAAAACACGUUCCCUGGAUUUAAGCCCUUUAUAAGUUGAAACCUGAGCACGCGAUACGGUCUUGUGAUACUGGUCAGCGGAUAACCUUUUCUGACGGCUGUCAAUUGACCUUAACAUGGAGGACGUCUUUCAUCAAUUGUUAACACAAACGUUGCAGGGUCCCACACAAGCUAAAAAAUGUCAUUUCACCUUGACCUUGAGAAAAAGGCGUGCACCCCGAUCAAAAUGAAUCUUAUCUUACUCAGGGCCUCAGCCUUGCAGGUCCUGUUUUGGUCCUAAAAUAAGGGAAACCUCGGGCUCCCAAGGCCCUCUGCCCCCAUGUCAGGGAGUCAUUCCCCCCAAACAAAAACAGGAAUUGGAGUAUCUUUUACCGAGUUGGGUUCUCCCUCUCUUAAUUAACCCUCCCUCCUCUUUAUUUUGCCCUUUGACCAUUAAGUCCCGCAGGCGCAGUUGUUCCCUUUCGUAGACGGUCUCUGCCAUUUUAAGACACUUAGAAAAUUUUAGACCUGUUAUUGAGAGCGUUUCUAAUAAGGAGAAAGAAAAUCGCAACGCAGGGUCGAACUCCGACCUUUCGUCUCCUUAUCUCUCACUCCGUUACCACUACACAACCACACCGACUCGCCAAAAUUCCGAAAAAUUUUAAGUACAUAAGCCAACAAACUGUUUUUCUUAACUGAUACAUCAAUAACAGGUGACCCUAGUACUUUCCAUAACUUUUAACGUAAAUUCAACUUGGGCUUCAACGUAGUUCUUUCUAUAAGAAUAUUUUCCUGAUUGUAACUUAAUCCAGAGAGUAUAUUGCAUCUACUAUGUCUAAAAGCUUGGUUACCAGUGAUGACAUCGACCGUUUAAAAUGGCAACCACCGUUUACGAAAGGGAAAUAGGCCCCGCCGACCCCGUUAAAAAUGUUUAAAGAAAAAAGUUUCUUCCUCGUUUUACAAGUGAUCUCGCUAAAAUCUCUUUUGUUUUUCUUUGACCGCCGGAAUUUUAUUCACAGUAGACGGUCUAGUCGGUCUAGUCAGUAGAAGAUUCAGUACCAUACCGACAAAGUAGAACAGAAAAGAUUGUCUCGUUUACACUGCUGGUUCUUAGAGAUUUGUGAUUAGGGAAUCAGGAAAAUGGAUUGGAAAGAGAAAGAUAAAAAGGAACAAACUACAGUACCACUUAAAACAACAAAGCUCCACUUUGGUCUAAGGACCGAUUUCUCUCAAGGCGGAACUUAUUGACACUUUUACUACAAGAGAGAAUAAGAUUAUUCUCUCUUGUGUUACUUAUACUGCCACAAAUAUUUUUUGGGGGCAAGGAACACUAGAAAGAUAACACAUUUUUCAUCUCUUUAUUUCUUUGAUAAAACAAAUCUAAAAUCCAAUGAUUGCUUUGUUACAGUAGCCUCGUAGAUUCCCAAUGCAACAUACGUCCUUUACGUUUUUUCUUUCGUGCGAAGCUCCGAGGCUGCUGUAAAGGAAAGUCCAAUUACAAGAAGUGAUAUACAGUCUAAUUAUCUGUCUGUAUUUAAAGAUUUACCAGUUUCGAAUGAAGGAAGAAAGAAGCAUCACCUCAGACUUCAGGAUGCAAGCCGCUGCUACAAACAGUGCACAUAGUCAGAAUCUCAACGUGACAUGCGCACACUCUUCGCCAGAGGUGCAUUUAGCAUGUGCCUCACCCACCAACCGGUCAUAA
Messenger RNA from Porites lobata, 2206 nucleotides. NCBI's taxonomy places the organism in Eukaryota, Metazoa, Cnidaria, Anthozoa, Scleractinia, Poritidae. The record is from the annotation of a GenBank genome assembly.